AUGUCGGCCGACUGUGAGAUCGGACUAUGGACGGACCGGAAACCCAGUGACAACACUCGAUCCAACAGGAGUGAAUCCCUCAGGCUAUCCGGUGCAUGGACAUCCUGUGGCAGUGUGAUCCGGUUGUGGAGACGACAGCAGAUCGAGCCUGUGGACAGACAGACAGGAGGCGUGACAUGUGGAACAUCAGGCGCUCACCAUGAGAAGCAGUGCAUGAUCAACACCAGCCUCAGCAAGGAGAUCUUGUCACAGCUGUUGAAGGAGGAGGACCAAGUCCUUACCACUGCUCCAUCAUUGCUGUCGUCAACCUCCCUCUCCUCAUGGUGUACCAGUUGGGAAUGGUGCGCUGUCCAACGGUUUCCUGCUGCUCCACCGACAACGCCACGCCAGCCAGGAUAUCUGCAUGCCCCAGCAGUUACAGUAUUUUUGAACGUACUGGUGAUCAUCUCCAUCUCUCACUUCAAGCAGCUCCACACUACAACCAACCUGCUCAUCCUCUCUCUGGCUGUGUCAGAUCUCCUGGUGGGACUGAUUGUGAUACCAGUAACGACUGUAGCAUUAAUGGAAUCAUGCUGGGGAUUUGGGAAAUAUUUCUGUGUGUUUCAGAUCUACAUUACUUUCUUAUGUAGUUCUUUAUCUCUGGGUAAUUUGGUCUUGAUAUCUAUUGACCGCUAUGUUGCUGUGUGUGAUCCCUUAUUGUACCACUCUAAAAUAACAACAACAAGAAUGAUGUGUUGUAUAUUCAUUACCUGGUGUUGUUGUAUCAUAUACCGAGCUGCUAUUAUAAAUAACUUUGUAAAUGUACAUGUACCAAGUAGGUGUUUGAAAGAAUGUUUUAUUGUUGAAGGAAUAACCUGGGGUAAUAUAAUUGACCUUCUAUUUACAAUGGUUGUCCCGUGCUCUAUUAUUAUAACACUUUAUAUGAAAAUCUUUGUGGUGGCCAGAUCACAGGCCAGAAAGGUAUUUUCAAAAGAGGCUGCCAGUGUGUCUGGUGUUAAAACUGGACAGGCAAAUAAGUCUGAGAGAAAAGCAGCAAAAACUCUAGCUAUUGUUGUUUUCAACUAUUUCAUUUGUUGGAUUCCAUUUUUAUUUUCUUUCUUUUUGUAUUUUUUAAUUGACAGUUUAUUUUCAGUUAUGAUCAUCGGCUUUCUACCACUAGUUAAUUCUUUUAUCAAUCCAAUAAUUUAUGCUUUCUUUUAUCCAUGGUUCAAAGUGACAGCUAAACGUAUUUUAACUCUGAACUUUUAAAUUGCAUUUAAAAAAAAAAUGUAUUCUUUAUUUAACUAGUCGGUUAAGAACAAAUUCUUAUUUACAUUGUCGGCCUAACUUAAGGCAUAAAUAGUUUUUAUUCCUACGUUUGACAAACAUGUGUUUUGAUAUAGUUAUGCAAUACAAUUGUUGUAAUUGCUUCUUUCAUGUAACAAAACACUGACAUUACUUAUCUCAGUAUUGUCAUCAUAUGGUAGAUGCGUGUGGUGGUGAUUUGUCUGAAUUGGUUUGGAAUGACUUGGAAAAAGUAUAAGAAAGCAUAAGCUUGUUUUAUCAAAUACGUUGUAGUCAUUUUGGGUUGUAUAUUCCAAAUACCGAAGUCUGUGGUUGUUCCAUGUUAUUUAAUAAUAAAUAGUAUGUAAGUAUUCUAAAAGUA
This is a messenger RNA of Oncorhynchus nerka (sockeye salmon), 1645 nucleotides long. Its product is annotated as trace amine-associated receptor 13c-like. NCBI's taxonomy places the organism in Eukaryota, Metazoa, Chordata, Actinopteri, Salmoniformes, Salmonidae. The transcript is spliced from 6 exons. Gene Ontology annotation, biological process: G protein-coupled receptor signaling pathway. Gene Ontology annotation, molecular function: trace-amine receptor activity. The record is from RefSeq and is a predicted model, not a curated record. The coding region runs from base 1 to 1248 and encodes 415 amino acids. Gene Ontology annotation, cellular component: membrane.